Molecule: messenger RNA, 5186 nt
Organism: Coregonus clupeaformis (lake whitefish)
Lineage: Eukaryota; Metazoa; Chordata; Actinopteri; Salmoniformes; Salmonidae
Product: myosin-binding protein C, slow-type
Exons: 34
Coding region: 236-4420 (1394 amino acids)
Molecular function (GO): protein binding
Source: RefSeq, a predicted model, not a curated record
UAGAUGUGUCACUGUGCCGCCUCUCCCCCAUUGAGAUUCCCACACUGUGCCCUCCUCAUCUCUUCCCAUCACUCUGGUCUGAGGGUCCCAGGUGGUAGCCCAUCUUCAUCUCUCUCCCUCUGGACUGAGGGUUCCCACGCCCCACCUGGCCUCCCAUACAGUCACGCCGAUCUGAAGGCACGUACCUACCUGCAGCUUUUCAUUCGUUGACGCUUUUCUUGGGACCCGGCUCAAGAUGCCAGAGCCCACAAAGAAAGAUGAGAUGCCCAAUGGUGAAAAAGAGAGUGUUGCCCCAGACAGUAGUGAGGCGCCCAUGCCCACACCUGAGAUAUCCCUCAAGGUCUCGCCUCCACCCCCAGAACAACCGGUAGAGACUGAGGGGAAGGAUCCACAGCCCAUAGAGGUGCUUAAGCCUGUAGAGCCUCAGCCUGUGGUUGCUAAGGAGCCAGAACCAGUAGAGAAUGGGUCUAAAGAACCAGAACCAGAGGCGGUUGCGGUCAGGGCUAAAGAGCAAGUAGAGUCUGUGAACUCUGAAGUAAAGGAGGAGGCCCCGUCCCCUUGCUCACCCCCACCGCCUGCAACCCCCUUACCUACGGUGAAGGAGGAAGCAGAGCCAGUUGUUAUGGAGGUUACCCAACCUCCAGAACCAGUUGUUACAGUGGUUACCCCACCACCACCCCCACCUCCAGAACCAGUUGUUACGGUGCAGGUUACCCCACCACCACCCCCACCUCCAGAACCAGUUGUUAUGGUGCAGGUUACCCCGCCACCACCCCCACCACCAGCAGGUCUGGAAGAGUGUGUGUCUGUGCGUAUGCAAGAACGUGUGUAUAUAGAUAAAGAUGAUGACGCUACAACCAACACCCCAUCACCACCGCCCCCACCAGAGGAUGCCAAUACACUCAAGAAACUCUCUAUUGAGAUGCCUAAUGAUAGCGUCCAUGUGUCAGCCAUGGGGAGAAAAGACUCAGUGUGGUCUCUAGGAGAGGGACAGGCUCCAGAGGACCUUGACAAGCCCAUAGACACCCCACCGCUGUCCAGCCUGCUCAUAGAAAGUCCCCAGGGCGGAUCCAUCACUGUGGGUGGAGACAUCUCCUUUGUUGCCAAGGUGGAGGCCAAAGACCUGCUCCGUAAACCCACCAUCAAGUGGUUCAAAGGGAAAUGGAUGGACCUGGCCAGCAAGACUGGAAAGCACUUACAACUUAAAGAAACCUUUGACCGACGCACCAAGAUUCACACAUUUGAGAUGCAUAUCAUCAAGGCCAAAGACAACUAUGCUGGAAACUACAGGUGUGAGGUCACCUACAAGGACAAAUUUGACAGCUGCUCCUUUGACCUAGAAGUGAAAGAACUGGAACAGUCACAGAGUGUUGAUAUUCGAUCAGCUUUCAAAAGAAGCAGUGAAGGACACGAGGAUGCAGGGGAUCUUGACUUUAGUGGUCUUCUUAAACAUAGAAACCAAAGGGAGCCCAAGCAGGAGGAGACCCCCGAAGUGGACGUGUGGGAGAUCCUGAAGUCGGCCAGGCCAGACCAGUACGAGAAGAUCGCCUUUGAGUACGGCAUAACAGACCUGCGGGGUCUGCUCAAGAGGCUGAAGAAGACCAAGAAAGAGGAGAAGAAGAGUGAAGCUUUUGCCAAGAAGUUGGAUCCAGCAUACCAGGUGGACAAAGGAGGGAAGAUCCGAUUAGUGGUGGACCUUGCAGACCCCACAGUAGAGCUGAAAUGGUACAAGAACGGCCAGGAGAUCCGUCCAACUCCAAAUCAAAGGAAGUUUAUCUUUGAGCAAAAGGGCACACAGCGGAUCAUGGUCAUCAACAACUGCUGCCUGAAUGAUGACGCUGCCUAUUCUGUAGCCGCGGGAGAAGAGAAGUGUACCACAGAGCUGUUUGUCAAAGAGUUACCAGUGAAGAUUACUAAAGAGAUUGAGGCAGUGAAAACGACAGUGAACGAGAGGAUUGAGUUGGAGUGUGAAGUGUCUGAAGAAGGAGCUCAAAUAAAAUGGUGUAAGAACGGCGUGGAGGUCCCGACCGGGCCCCGGUCACGCUACCGUGUCAAGUCUGAGGGGCUGAAACACUGGCUGAUCAUUGACGAUGCCUCAAAGGAGGACACAGGAACCUUCUCUGUCAUGGCCUCUGGGGGCACCUCUGAGGCCAAAGUCCAGGUCGACUUGAAGCCACUGAAGAUUAUUCAGGAUCUGCAGGACAUGACAGUGCUUUUGGGCCAGCCCCUGAAGAUGCACUGUGAGAUCUUCCCUGGGAAUGUUCCAGGUCGCUGGUACAGGAACGGACAGCUGAUCCAGUCCAACGACCGCAUCAACAUCCUGCAAAGAGCCAAGAACCACCGAUUAGAAAUUGCGAACAGCACCAUUCACGAUGCCGGGGAUUAUACCUUUGUGCCAGAGGGAUACAGUCAGAGCCUCUGUGCCAAAGUUCAUAUCAUUGAUCCUCCCAGGGUGCACCUGGAGAGCUUGAACUUCCCUGACAACACGGUGACCAUUGUGGCAGGAAAUAAACUUCGCGUGGAAAUCCCCAUCAGUGGAGAACCAGCACCCAGGGUGGUGUGGAUGAAGGGAGAGAGGGUAAUCCUUGACUCGGGCCACCGUGUGCGAGCUGAAACCUUCACGGACCACACCAGCCUCACCAUCGACAUCGCAGAGAAGGAAGACACAGGAAACUACAAGAUAGUCCUGCAGAACGAGGCUGGGGAAGCAACGGCUAGCGUCAAAGUCAAGGUGGUGGAUAUCCCAGACCCUCCUGAAGUUCCCCUAGUCCCGGAAGUGGGGGGAGACUGGUGCUCUAUGACAUGGGACCCCCCGAUCUAUGACGGAGGCUCACCCAUCUUAGGCUACUUCAUCGAAAGGAAGAAGAAGCAGAGUUCCAGGUGGAUGAGGCUGAACUUUGACCUGAACAAAGAGACCACAUUUGAGCCUAAAAAGAUGAUUGAGGGUGUCCCGUACGAGGUGCGCGUCUUUGCUGUGAAUGCCAUUGGCGUGUCCAAACCCAGCGAGCCAUCCAAAGCCUUUGUGCCCCUGGCUGUGACCAGUGAGCCCACCAUGCUGGUGGUGGAUGAUAUCACAGACACCACAGUGACUAUGAAGUGGCGUCCCCCAGACACCAUCGGAGCUGCAGGCUUAGACGGCUACCUGGUGGAGUAUUGCAUCGAAGGAACUGAUGACUGGAGAGUAACCAAUAAGGAGCUGACAGAGAAGACUAAGUACACUAUCACUGGCCUCCCUCCAGAGGCUAAGAUCCUGGUAAGGGUAAGGGCAAUUAAUGCCGCCGGCGCCAGCACUCCCAGAACACUUCAGCACUCUAUCCUGGUCAAAGAGGUCAUCGAACCACCUAAGAUCCGCAUCCCCCGUCACUUGAAGCAGACGUACGUUCGUAAAGUCGGAGAAGCCGUCAAUCUCGUUAUUCCAUUCAUGGGCAAGCCCAGGCCAAAGGUGAGCUGGCUGAAGGAGGGCCAGACGGUGGACCCCACGCAGGUCACUAUACGCAACACAGACUGUGACAGCAUCAUCUUCAUCCGCAAGGCAGAGAGGAAGCACUCUGGGAAGUACGAUAUGAAGGUGGAGGUGGAGAAACACGUGGACACAGCCAUCGUAGACAUCCAGAUAGUAGACCUCCCAGGGCCUCCACAGUGUGUGAAGAUAGAUGAGGUCUGGGGGGGAAACGUGGCUCUGGACUGGACCCCUCCAAAGGACAAUGGCAACGCCGCUAUUACAGGCUACACCAUCCAGAAAGCAGACAAGAAGACCAUGGAGUGGUACACGUGUAUUGAGCACUACCACCGCACCUGCAUCACCAUCACAGAGCUGGUGGUGGGGAACGAGUACUACUUCAGAAUCUACUCUGAGAACAUGGUGGGUUUGAGCGAGGGUGCCACCCAGACCAAGGACAGUGCCCUCAUCGUUAAAGAAGGGAAAUUCCCCCAUGAUACAGCUCAGCACCUGUAUCAUGCACAACCCCAUUCUUCCUCCCUUCCUCCCCCUGCAGGCAUGCAACUGAAGAACCCUGAGUACAUCGACCACGACUUCAAAGAGCCUCCCAAGUUCACCCAGCCCCUCAUCAACACCUUCGCCAUCGCUGGCUACAACGCCACCCUUAACUGCAGCGUCCGCGCCAACCCACGGCCCAAAGUUAUUUGGAUGAAGAAUAAGAUGGCCAUCAUUGACGACCCACGCUACCGCAUGUUUAGCAACCAAGGGGUCUGCACCCUGGAGAUCCGGAAACCCAGCCCCUACGACGGGGGCAUGUACUCCUGCAAGGCCAUUAAUGACCUGGGUGAUGCACUGGUGGAGUGCAAGCUGGAGGUUAAAGGGGGCUUUACCUUCUCUGAGCUCAUGCAGCGUGGAGUGCCUUUACACCUGAUUGAUAAGUACAUGAACGAGACCAAGGCCGUGUUGCAGCCAGAGAAGUAGUCGGACUGAGCAACCGCUGAUACACCUAGGCUGCCUAGAAACCUGUCGUCACACCACUAGUGACCUGCCUCUCACCAGCAGUCAAGGGAGGGGCUGGAGGGAGAGGGAGGGAUUUACUAGACUUUGGCAUGGCAUGCUGUUUGCGGGUAUGGAGCUAGUUACCAUAAAAUAAGCCAAGUCAUCACCAGCUUUGUGUCAUCUCCUAGUAUUUAAAAGGCUCUGUUUAAGCUCAGUUGCAUGUUGGCAGUGUUUUGGCUGUAGCUUUUUAUUUGAGAUGAGUAGUGUGGGAAAUGUACAGUAGGACAAACUGUAAUGUCCACCUAUCUGGACAUGUUUUGUCUCUGUUGGGAUUGGGAAGUGUGUUUGGGGGGGCUAAUGUUGAAAUGUAUAAACAAUAUGGCUUCAUGUCUGUAAUGCAAUGUCUUGUGAUUAAAGAUUGAAAUUCAAAAGAUACAAAUAUUAAAACAUAUCUGAUCAGGUGAUUUGCAAUGAGAAGUGACAGUAUUUCAUCAGUCCCUUUAACAUGCUUCACAUUAGGAUUUGAGUAUGAAAAGUAUAGUUGUCUGAUUAAUGUUGAGAUUUGGGCUUUCAGACAGUUAUCCCUACUUUUUUUUAGCCUUACACUGCAUGACACAUUGUGCUUUCUGUGCUCAUACUGUACUUGAGGCUUGGGUAUAUUCUUAGCUGUAAAGCCAUCUGCGCAUGCUUUCAUCUUCAAUUUGUAAUUUAUGACUCCUGGAAUAAAAUAAAAACAUGUAACAUAUCA